Dioscorea cayenensis subsp. rotundata (Guinea yam) is the source of this 2499-nucleotide messenger RNA. Its product is annotated as probable receptor-like serine/threonine-protein kinase At5g57670. The record is from RefSeq and is a predicted model, not a curated record. Gene Ontology annotation, biological process: protein phosphorylation. Bases 341 to 2278 code for a protein of 645 amino acids. Gene Ontology annotation, molecular function: protein kinase activity; ATP binding. The transcript is spliced from 12 exons. NCBI's taxonomy places the organism in Eukaryota, Viridiplantae, Streptophyta, Magnoliopsida, Dioscoreales, Dioscoreaceae.
CUCCAUUUUUCUCUAUAAAACAUCUCCUUUUCAUUCUGGUAUUAGAAAACAUACAGCUUAACUAAGUUCAAAUCAUCAUAAAAAAGCUUCCACCUUUUGAUUUUUCCCUUCUUUUUCUAUCUAUUUUUUUAGUUAGUUUUGGUUUUUGGAGUUGUUGGUGGUUGAUGAUAUUUCAUCUUCAAUCUCUUCUUCUUGUAUCAAUGCACCACUUUUUUUUAUUCUUUUUUUUUUCUUUGAAAGAAUGUUCUCUCCAAUUCAGAAUGUGACAAAUGAACCAGAUUUUAGGGGGGCUGUUUGUGGACUUUGAUGUGUUGAAUGAGGAAUUGUUUUUUUGCAAGUAAUGAAGGGUGUGGAGGAACAAUUGAAGGAGAUGAAGAAUGAUGGGAGAUCAUGUAUUUUGGUUGGUGUUCAAAUUGAUGCAAAUGGGAGAGAGUUACUUGAUUGGGCAUUGAGCAAAAUUGCGAAGAAAGGUGACAGAAUUGUCGCCGUUCAUGUUUGCCGUGAUUCCGACCUUUCGAAUACUACGACGCUUUCUUUGAUCAAACAAAUCGAUGAUUAUUUAGCUGUGUAUGAAGGCCUUUGUAGCUUGAAACAAGUAGUUCUCGUUGGCCGGAUUUCUAGAGGUAAUUCCAUCAGAAGAGUUUUGGUAAGAGAAGCAAAACUGAACACUGCCAAAGCAGUGGUAGUUGGAGCUAACAAGACUUGCAAAUUUGGGGGUUCGGCUUCUGUCGCCAAAUAUUGUGCUAAAAAACUACCUCCAACUACUACUCUAAUUGCGCUUCAAAAUGGAAAGAUCAUAUUAGAAAAGGGUGCCGCAAAGCUCCCUCCAGGACAAGAGCAGAAGACGAAUCUCCGAAGUAUAUUACAUCCAAGUAUUGGUAUGGAUCCAAAAGUGAUAAUUCCAAGUAGCAAAAAUAAGAGUGUUCUGGAUGAUCGAUGCGUGGUCGAUCGCGAACCGCAGCUGAUGCCUGGUUGGCCUCUUCUCCGAAAAACAGUCUCUGCAAACAUCGAAACUGUAAAAGAUAAUCGAGCGAGGAAAAUGUCUGUUGUUCAGUGGGUUAUGAACUUACCAGAUAGGUCUCUGCCAGCAAUUCAGUCUCCUGAAGAUGCCGAAAUUGUUCAUAACCAUUCAAUUGAUCUUAAGAAGGAGUUGGAAAUUGUACUUGGAAUGAAUCCAUGUUCUUCUUGCAAAUGGUUUACAUACGAUGAACUCCGUAUUUCUACUGACUAUUUCUCUUCAGAUAAUUUGAUUGGAAAAGGAGGCAACAGCAGAGUAUACAAGGGAUGUCUCUCAAAUGAUCAACUAGUUGCGAUAAAAGUAUCAAAAUUAUCUGCAGAAUCAUUGAAAAAUUUUCUCUUGGAAGUAGAUAUCAUCACCUCACUUCAACACGAUAACAUCGUACCUUUGAUCGGAAUCUGCAUCGAUGAAACUCGCCUUCUCUCUGUUUACAGUUACUUCUCUGAAGGAAGUUUAGAGGAAAACCUCCACGGCCAAAAAGCUAAGCAUUCACUUUCAUGGGACAUGAGAUACAAGAUUGCAAUUGGAGCAGCAGAGGCUUUAAGCUUCAUUCACAGUGAUUUUUCUAGACCAGUAAUUCAUAGAGAUGUUAAAUCGUCGAACAUCCUUCUUUCGAAUGAAUUUAAGCCUCAGUUGUCAGAUUUCGGGUUAGCUCUGUGGGCACCGAAAAAUUCUUCAUAUUUGACACAUAACGAUGUUGUCGGGACUUUCGGGUACCUUGCGCCGGAGUAUUUUAUGUAUGGGAAAGUUAGUGAUAAGAUCGAUGUAUAUGCAUUUGGUGUGGUUUUACUUGAACUAUUAACAGGGAGAAAGCCGAUAAAUGAUGAGAACCCGAAGGGUCAAGAGAGUUUAGUUAUGUGGGCGAAGCCGAUACUAGAGAAAGGCGAAAUGACACAAUUGUUGGAUCCGAAACUAGAGGGUAAGUUCAAUGAGGAUCAAGUGCAAAGAAUGGUAUUAGCCGCGUCUCUUUGUAUCAAUAGAACAGCACGGUUAAGACCGGAGAUGAACCAGAUAUUGAGACUCUUGAGAGGUGAUCAAGAAGUCGAGGAAUGGAUGAAUGCUCAAUUCAAAAACAAUGACAAUGACUUGGAUUGCCAAGAUGAAGAAACGUAUCCUGCUUCGAGCUUUGGCUCACAUUUAGGCCUUGCAUUGCUCGAUAUAGAUGACGAUGCAUCGGUCACAAGUUAUGAGCAACAUAAUAUUAGCUCAUGGGAGGAUUACUUGAAAGGGAGAUGGAGCCGAUCUUCGAGUUUCGAAUAAACUACUCCAUUGCUACAAUUUUAAACAGCAAAAACUUUUUUUUUUUUUUUGGGUUGGAUUCUUAAUUUUUUAAAUUUGAGAAUCUUUGGCUUGAAAGCUUUGUACAGUGAGACCCUAAAUAGAUAACAGAGUCUCUUUUGUUUUUGUUUGCAAGGGAUGUAUGGAUAUGAAUAAUGAGGGAAUUAUAUAAUGGAAGAACAAUACAUAAUGCAUUUUGUUCU